UAGAUGUUUUGCUUGUGCAAAGGAGAGAGUUGAGUUGAGUUGAGGAAGAAGGUUCUUUCUCUUUCUAAAAUCUCAAAUUCAUCGGCAAAAAAGUGGCAUCAAAAUAGAAAGAUUUGAAGAAUUGAAGGAAUUUCUCAAAGAUUUUAGUUGCACAAAUGGGAUGCAUCAUAUCAACACCAUUAUAUGAAGGUGGCAAAAGAAGAUGGCCAAAGAAAAUUGGAGAGGUUGCUAUUUUUGUUCCAAGUAUUCGCAUACCUAAAGAAGUGGACUUGUUGCAACACUCAAUGAAUUAUCACUUACUAAGAGCACAAGUAGAACACUUAGCAAGAAUGAGAGCUAAGAUUGCUCAAGUUGCACCAUAUUCUAAGCAAAGAAGGAGAAUACCCACACAACAUGGAGGUUCUGUACUCUCUAAUCUUCUCCAAGCCCUUGAGGAUUAUUUACGAGUUUUACUGGGACUACUAAAAGAAGGAAGCGAGUUGAUAGAUAAAGUUGAGUUUGUAUGGGUGAAUCAAGAAGAUGACUUACAGGAAACAACCAUGCCAAAUGUUUGGUAUGAAGUGUUGUCUGUUCUACACUUGAUGGCCAUGUUAUGUUUAUCAGAGACAAAUUUCUUGCUCCUUGCUAAACCAUCUGCAAGUGGUUUGCAUUCUUUGAUUAUUCAAGAAUAUAGAAGAACAGCUAUUGAUAUUUUAGUAAAGGCAGCCGGAUACUUGGAUUGUGCUAUUCAACAUGUCCUUCCUAAAAUUUCUUCCCAAAUGAGGAGGGAUCUUCCAAUUGACCUAAGUGAAGAGGUGUUGGGAGCUCUUUGUGCACAAGCAUUAGCUCAGGGUGUUGAUCUUCAACUGUGGGUGGCAAUUGAUAGUCCAAAAGCCACACUUGCUGUUAAAAGAAGAUUAGCAUGUGAGAUGGUUAUAUAUUGGCAACAGGCAUAUGACAAUAUCAUGAAAUUUUCUUUUAAUGAUGGUUGGGGGGCCAAGCAUCAACUCUUUGCAAGGUGGAAACUCUUUGAAUCAAAAGCAGCGGCAUAUUAUUAUCAUGGGAUGAUUUUGGAGGAGGGUAAUACAGAGAAAUCACAUGAAAUGGCUAUUGCUGCCACGCAAGCAGCACAUCAAUUUUUCAUUAAUAGCAAAAUGGAAAAUGAAGCUUUCAACAAAAUGCAUCCUUUCUCAAGAAAUCCACCACUUUGGGGUUCCAUGAAGUACCUUUCUGAAAAGUUAUCUAAAGAAAUUUCCACCAAAUUUCACAUCAAUCAAGAUAUCUCAGAUCAUGAAAGAUUUAUCAAGAAUGCACCUAUCUUACCGGACUUUGUACUAGCUCUUAAACCAGAUGAGUAUCAUCUUCCAUAACUAGAUCUUUCAUAGACUUAUGAAAAUCAAUAAAAAUAAUGUAUAAUAUUUUAAAUGGCCCCAGUAAUAUUUCGAUUAUGUCCGUUCAGUUCUUCUAUUCCAAUUGUGCUGAAUUAAGUCCAUCUAUUGUUUGAAUGAGUAAAAUCAAUCCAAUUUUAGUUUUCUCAUCUUCUUUCCCUGACGUGGAAAUUGGAUUUUUUUGCACAUUAUUUUAUUAUUAAAAUAUUUAAUAACAAAAAAAAUGCAUUUUACUUUUUCAUAUGAAAAUAUAAGGAAUUAAAUCUGAUCUAUCAUUUUCACUCUCUUUCCUUGGCCCCAUCCCGUCUUCUCCUUCUCUUCAACCCUAGAUCUAAUUCCCACUUCGACACCUCACUGCUACAUUAAUCCAUGAUAGUGACCACCUAGGCCCUAACUUUGUCCACCAUCACUUUCUUUUCCUCACUCUAGUGCUAUGUAAGGGUUCAAUAGGCAAACAAAGCAUCUUAAGAGAUCUUGACGGUCAUGAUGGCAUUCGGAAAAUUAGUUGGAAGACUAGUGCUUGAAUCAUUUCCUGUUUUGAAAAAUUUGUAAAAUAUAUAUGUAUUGUCAUACACAAAUGUUUAUAUUAUAGUUAUGUACAUAAUCAAGUCUUUUGGGUUAAUGAGGUUGUAGGAUCAGGCCUAAAUUUUCCUUUUUUUUUUUUUUUAAAUAUGUAUAUUCAAGUACUCCAUUAAAGUUGCUAUGCAGAUUUUGUAAAAUUUGUGCAACUGUACAAGAAUGUUUGUUGUUGUAUCAUGUCUUCUAGUA
This is a messenger RNA of Dioscorea cayenensis subsp. rotundata (Guinea yam), 2135 nucleotides long. RefSeq lists its product as uncharacterized. The transcript has 12 exons. NCBI's taxonomy places the organism in Eukaryota, Viridiplantae, Streptophyta, Magnoliopsida, Dioscoreales, Dioscoreaceae. The record is from RefSeq and is a predicted model, not a curated record. The coding region runs from base 156 to 1349 and encodes 397 amino acids.